AUGAUUUCCAUGGAGAUACCAGAAAAAAUAGGUGAUUUGAGCUCGCUUGUUUAUCUCAACUUAUCCCACAAUGCCCUCACCGGAAAAAUCGCAAAGUCGUUGGGGAACAUGGAGGACCUUGAAGCACUUGAUCUCUCCGUGAACCAACUAACAGAGAUGAUCCCGGUGGAGCUUGGACGUAUCAAUUACCUUUCAGUCUUCAUUGUGUCCUACAAUAAGCUGGUGGGACGGAUACCGUAUAGUCCUCAAUUUGCAACAUUUGAAUAUUAUUCAUUUGAAGGAAAUGCAGGGCUAUGCGGUUUUCCUCUGGACAUAAGCUGCAGUGACCGUGAUCCACGAGAACAUGAAAACCAGCAGCGAGAUGGAAAGUCGAAGAUGGAGGAGAAUUACAUAUCUGCUGAGGUUGGAUACAUUGCGGGGUUAGGAAGCACCAUAUGGCUAUGA
Messenger RNA from Salvia splendens (bonfire salvia), 444 nucleotides. Its product is annotated as receptor-like protein 20. The transcript has a single exon. Gene Ontology annotation, molecular function: protein binding. Bases 1 to 444 code for a protein of 147 amino acids. NCBI's taxonomy places the organism in Eukaryota, Viridiplantae, Streptophyta, Magnoliopsida, Lamiales, Lamiaceae. The record is from RefSeq and is a predicted model, not a curated record.